GCGCCUGAUCUCGCGAUCUCCGCGGCCGCUUACUUAUCACCCACAAUUCCCUCUUCUUUCUCUCUCCUCCAGCCGCGCAAGAUGCCUAAAGGAAAGAAGGCCAAGGGGAAGAAGGUGGCCCCGGCCCCCGCCGUCGUCAAGAAACAGGAGGCCAAAAAGGUGGUCAAUCCACUGUUCGAGAAAAGGCCCAAGAACUUCGGCAUCGGGCAGGACAUCCAGCCCAAAAGAGAUCUAACGCGCUUCGUUAAGUGGCCCCGAUACAUCAGGCUGCAGCGGCAAAGAGCCAUCCUCUACAAGCGGCUCAAAGUACCUCCCGCCAUUAACCAGUUCACCCAGGCCCUGGACAGGCAAACAGGUGAGGCUCUGUGCCACAGCCAGUUUGGGGUUUCCGGAGGUUGAAGCUGGUCGUGAGUUUGCCCUUAUUGCAGUAUGUAGCUGCCUUAAAACGGCUAAAGAGAUACAGGUGGAAGGGGGGGGGUCCCAGUCCCUCCACUGGAAACAGGGUGUGGUGGGGAAGCAACUGAGGAAGGUGCCCAGGGUUGAUCUGCUUCUUAUCUGGGUACAGUAGGGUAGUUUUGUGGGGCGUUGUUGGGGAAUCAGGGUCUGGAGUUGUGGAGCUCAGUAUGUAGACAAGUUGGGCUUUGCGAUUGCCGCCUCUGUCUCCCAGAUGCUGGGAAUAAAGGCAUGAGCCGUGGUCCGAACAUCAUUAACAUAAUCUUUCGAUGCCACGUUAGAAUUGGGCUUUGCCGAGUAGCCCCAGACUCGGGAAGCUGCUUAGCCGGGCGGUGGUGGCACACGCCUUUAAUCUCAUAAUCCCA
Molecule: messenger RNA, 818 nt
Organism: Arvicanthis niloticus (Nile rat)
Lineage: Eukaryota; Metazoa; Chordata; Mammalia; Rodentia; Muridae
Gene: Rpl7a
Product: ribosomal protein L7a
Biological process (GO): ribosome biogenesis
Cellular component (GO): ribonucleoprotein complex
Molecular function (GO): RNA binding
Source: RefSeq, a predicted model, not a curated record